Rosa chinensis is the source of this 1605-nucleotide messenger RNA. Its product is annotated as E3 ubiquitin-protein ligase RDUF2-like. Bases 256 to 780 code for a protein of 174 amino acids. The record is from RefSeq and is a predicted model, not a curated record. Gene Ontology annotation, molecular function: ubiquitin protein ligase activity; zinc ion binding. Gene Ontology annotation, biological process: protein ubiquitination. Gene Ontology annotation, cellular component: cytoplasm. The transcript has 2 exons. Lineage: Eukaryota; Viridiplantae; Streptophyta; Magnoliopsida; Rosales; Rosaceae.
CUCUUCUGUCUAGAUGGGAUGCCAUCUAUAUCAUAGUACUGGAAUUGCCAGAGUUGGUUAUGAAAAAUGAAGCUCUAAACUUUAAAUUCUUGUAUUCCUCUUUUCCUUAAUUUGGCUCCCAACAGAAAACCUUUUCUUUCCGAAAUUCUAAUCCUUGUCGAUUUGGUUCAGUCUUGCUGUACUCUCUUCUCCUCGUUGGAUUAGAAUCUGUAUAUAUCCAACCCAAGCGGUUGAGUUGGUGAAACAAGAGCAAGGAUGCCUCGGAAGAGAUAUUGUCGUUAUUUUCACCAUGUGGUGCAAAGACGUGAACCCAAUCGCUGGCCAGAGCUGGAGGAAGACAAGCUUCUCAUCAUAUUAAAGUUUUUUGAUAUUAUCUGUGAGUCUCUUUCGAGCAUGGGUGUGCCUCAACAUGAACAUCCGGCUAUUGUUCACAAGCUAUUCCGGUUUGUCGAGGCUGCCGUCUCCCCCGACCUCCCUAUUAUUGUGGGUGUGUCGGACACCACUAUUUUCAGGAACUCCAAUUUCAUUCCUGCGAGUAAAUCUUCAAUUGACGGUUUGCAGCAAGUGAGACUUGAUAGUCGUAUUACUACACACACGCCCACGUGUGCUAUUUGUUUGGAGGAUUUUGCAGCUCUUUUGGUUGAUCAUCGACAACAACAAGAAGCUCUGAUUACUCGCUUGCCCUGCCGACACCAUUAUCAUCUGCAUUGCAUUGUCCAGUGUCUGGAGAUCAACCACCUAUGCCCCAUGUGCCGAUACCCAAUGCCAACUCAAGAUUGAUCAAAACACACCCCAGGUGCUAGCUGCUGUCUCUUCUUAAUUUUACUGCUUCUUACUUGCCUUAGCUGCUACUGAAAUAACCUGUUUGAAAUGGGAGCUAGGUAUGUAUGUGACAGUGUAAAACUAUAAAGGUUUCUACUUCAUCAUGCUGUACAAUAUGGACAAUCUAGUUGGGUUUAGUUAUGGUCCUCUACUUUUUAAAUUUCACCUAGAUGGCAUGCUUAUGUGAUUAAAUUUUUUAUUUUUUUAUUAUCGUUCUAUGGGGAGAAAGUUUGUUAGGAUUAGAAUAGCACCAAAUAUGAUCCUCAGUUGGCAUGCAUAUUGCAGGAAAUUAAUGCUAGUCCAGAAUCCAUAUUCUACGCUUAAUUAUAUGUUGCUGUUGUAAUCAUCAUUUUGAAUCGGUAUGGAUAUAUGAGUUUGAAUUAAUAUCGACUCCAUUAUUAUGUUCACUUUAUUGUUCAUCUCUGGUCAAGAGAUCACGUUACACCUGCCCUGAUUUGAUAUUUGAUGCCUUUCAUUCCUACGAGGCCAGCAGGCUGCUGCAGUUUUAUGGUUUUUAAUUUGUAUAUUUUUCUAGUAAUUAGAUCGCAAGUAUAUGUAUGUCUACCAAUGUCAGCUUGGGUUUCAGUAGUCUUAAAUAUAAUGACUUCUUUGAUUCCAUUGGAACCUCCAUAUAUUCUUAUGUGACCUCCAUCUAGACCUCUUACCAAGCAUCUUGACAUAUUGUAGCAUAUCAGUUUCUGUUAAAUCCAAUAAAAAAGUGACCAUUAUGGCUGUUGGUCACUUUUUUAUUGAAUUUAACAGAAACUGAUAAUCACUUGGUAA